Anopheles stephensi (Asian malaria mosquito) is the source of this 3428-nucleotide messenger RNA. Its product is annotated as NADH-ubiquinone oxidoreductase 75 kDa subunit, mitochondrial-like. Lineage: Eukaryota; Metazoa; Arthropoda; Insecta; Diptera; Culicidae. Gene Ontology annotation, cellular component: membrane. Bases 243 to 2423 code for a protein of 726 amino acids. Gene Ontology annotation, molecular function: iron-sulfur cluster binding; NADH dehydrogenase (ubiquinone) activity. Gene Ontology annotation, biological process: ATP synthesis coupled electron transport. The record is from RefSeq and is a predicted model, not a curated record. The transcript has 5 exons.
UCGUUUGUUUUCCAAAGUGAAAACGUCAAGGAUCUGGACAUUUUGUUCUGCGAUCGAAAUCCUUGAAAACGAAAAAUACAAUUUUUGCCGUACCCGCAUCGAUCUUUGUCGUGUGCUAAACCGCCGCAUUGCUAGCAGAUAGCCCCCGUAAGUGCAAGCAUCAUCGCUUUCACCUCAUUCACGCAUCGCGCUAGUGCCCGUCUGUUUACGCCAUCUCGCGAAAAUUCAUGUGAAUUAUAACAAUGCUGCGAGUGCCAGUCAGUCGGGCCCUUACCUUCGGGGCCCGGUUUCCGGUGCAGACGAUAGUGCGCACGUCCGCCACCACACCGGCCAAGGCGCCGGAAAAGAUUGAGGUGUUCGUGGACGAUCAGCCUGUGAUGGUGGAUCCGGGCACUACCGUGCUUCAGGCUGCGGCUCAAGUCGGAGUGGAGAUUCCUCGCUUCUGCUAUCACGAGCGUCUGGCAGUCGCCGGCAACUGUCGCAUGUGUUUGGUGGAGGUGGAGAAAUCACCCAAACCAGUCGCCGCCUGUGCUAUGCCGGUGAUGAAGGGCUGGCGCAUUAAGACCAACUCCGAAAUGACCCGCAAAGCGCGUGAGGGUGUGAUGGAGUUUCUGCUGAUGAACCAUCCGCUCGACUGUCCGAUCUGCGACCAGGGUGGCGAGUGUGAUCUGCAGGAUCAAGCAAUGGCUUUCGGUUCGGAUCGAUCGCGCUUUACCGAUAUCCACCAUACCGGCAAGCGAGCGGUCGAGGACAAGGACAUUGGUCCGCUGAUUAAAACCAUCAUGACCCGGUGCAUCCACUGUACGCGUUGCAUCCGCUUCGCAUCGGAGGUGGCCGGUGUCGACGAUCUCGGUACGACCGGGCGCGGUAACGACAUGCAGAUCGGUACGUACGUGGAAAAGUUUUUCCUCUCCGAGCUGUCGGGUAACGUGAUCGAUCUGUGCCCGGUUGGUGCACUGACCAACAAACCGUACAGCUUCGUCGCUCGUCCGUGGGAAAUUCGUAAGAUCGAAUCGAUCGACGUGUUGGAUGCGGUCGGUAGCAAUAUUGUGGUGAGCACGCGUACCGGCGAGGUGUUGCGUAUAUUGCCGCGUGAAAACGACGAGAUCAACGAGGAGUGGUUGUCGGACAAGUCGCGUUUCGCGUGCGACGGUUUGAAGCGCCAGCGGCUGAUUGCACCGAUGCUGCGCAAUCCGAGCGGCGAGCUGGAACCGGUCGAGUGGGAAUCGGCACUCAUUACGAUCGCGCAAGCGUUGCGCGGAGCUCCGAAGGGAAAGGUGGCGGCCGUUGCCGGUGGGCUGGUGGAUGCGGAAUCGCUCGUUGCGUUGAAGGACCUGCUGAACCGGUUGGGAUCGGAAACGCUCUGCACGGAGCAAAAGUUCCCCACCGACGGAUCGGGCACGGACUUCCGUUCAAGCUAUCUGCUCAACUCAUCGAUUGCCGCUUGCGAGGAGGCGGAUCUUGUACUGCUUGUCGGUACGAACCCGCGCUACGAAGCACCGCUGCUGAACACCCGCCUGAGAAAGGGAUACAUUCACAAUGAACAAAACAUUGCAAUGAUUGGGCCGAAGGUCAACCUUUCCUACGACUACGAGCAUCUGGGCAGCGAUACCUCGCUGAUUCGCGACAUCGCAAAUGGGCACCAUCCGUUCGCGAAGAAGCUGAAGGAAGCUAAGAAGCCGUUGAUUAUCGUCGGUGCAAAUCAGCUGGCCCGCAAGGAUGGUUCAUCCUUCCUUACCGCUCUCCACGUAUUCGCCAACUCGUUGACCCCGGCAGACAAAAACUGGAAGGUAUGGAACGUGCUGCAGACGAACGCCGCCCAAACGGCUGCUCUGGACGUUGGCUACACGCCCGGUGUCGAUGCUGCCGUUGAACUGCAGCCGAAGGUCCUGUUCCUGCUGGGCGCUGACGCCGGCGUAGUUGAUAAGGAAAAGCUACCGAAGGAUUGCUUCAUCGUGUACCAGGGACAUCACGGUGACGCUGGAGCACAGAUGGCACACGCCAUUCUGCCCGGUGCCGCGUACACCGAGAAGCAGGGCACGUACGUCAACACGGAAGGACGAGCCCAGCAAACGCUCGUCGCCGUUACGCCUCCCGGCUUGGCCCGUGAAGACUGGAAAAUCUUGCGCGCCUUGUCCGAGGUAGCCGGAGUUCCGCUGCCGUACGAUAACCUGGACGAUCUGCGCUCCCGCCUGGAGGAUAUUGCGCCGCAUCUCGUGCGCUACGGCCGGCUGGAGGCGUCCAACUUCUUCGCCAUCGCGGACGCAUUGCUAAAGAACGCAUCGGUGCACUUCGACAGUGGCAAGGUGGAUGUGGUGCAGAAGAAGUUGGCCGACUUCUUCAUGACCGAUCCGAUUACGCGCGCUUCGCCCACUAUGGCCAAGUGUGUGACGGCAGCGAAGAAGCAGUUGCAAGCGAAUUAAAGUAAAACGUUGCAAGCAAGUAAAAUUGAGACGAAGUCUGCGUUUCCUUCUGUACACGACCAGUUCGCGUGAUCAUCAGCAAGCGGUGAGUGGCAAGAGAAAUUGUGAGUCCCGGUCGGCGGAGGUCGCUGGUUUGGCAAACUUUUCUGUAAAUUAUCGUUUCUUAUUUUGGUGCAAGAAAAAGUUUCAGUCCGGAGCGGAGAGUUAAGCGAUCUUUCAUUAUUCUUCCCGGAGCAUAGUCGGGCUAUUUGUUUUGUUAAAUUCUGGUUGCCUUUUCAAAGGGCUCGAAAUAGACAAAGUAUUAAAUCUGGAGUUGUUUGUAUUUGCUAGCGUCUGAUGGGAAGAUUAUCGUUCCCACGAUUGCACAUUUGUUCACUAAAGCGUGUAAUUUAUUUGCAGAUACUUUUUGCAGAGAUUACCGUAAGGAAUCGAAUACCGAUUCCUGGCUGCUGGCCAAACCAUACUAGACUCGAUCGCAUUAAGGAAUGAUAUGGUCUGAGCAGGAAAGAACCAUGGGGUGUGUCGUGAAACAUAAAUUUGAAAACUAUUUCUUGUAAUCAAAAUAAAAUUUGUCCUCCAUUUAGAGAUAUACUAAAUGAUUCUCUUGGUUUGGACUUACUCACACAUACUUCUAACUUGUGAAAUAAAUUGUGCUUAUGACAGUGAUACGAUAGCUCAGAUUUCUCUGAAUUUGGUGCUAGAAAUAAUGACAGAGAAAUACAUUUGCUGGUAAAAUUUUUUCCCUCUCAAAUAUUCUGUGUUGAUAGCAUUCGAAGGACAUCUUUACAUGCAUCACGGAACCCAUAAAUUCUCUCGCCACUAAUAUCGUUACUCAAGGGAGCACCUUAAUACCCCAUAGUGUUAGUGAAAUUAGGCGCAAAAAACGAAGCAGAACUUAAAGAAAUGUAAAAAAAAACAUGAAUUCCAACAAGCAGUGUUUUAUUGUACCAUAAUAACGAUAUGAUUGAAGCUGCUCUUGUAAUAAAACUGAAUCAUUCUACCACA